Messenger RNA from Trichoplusia ni (cabbage looper), 1354 nucleotides. RefSeq names its product DNA polymerase epsilon subunit 4 (gene PolE4). Gene Ontology annotation, cellular component: nucleus; epsilon DNA polymerase complex. Gene Ontology annotation, molecular function: protein heterodimerization activity. Lineage: Eukaryota; Metazoa; Arthropoda; Insecta; Lepidoptera; Noctuidae. The record is from RefSeq and is a predicted model, not a curated record. The coding region runs from base 824 to 1282 and encodes 152 amino acids. The transcript has 2 exons.
CAAGGAGCGGCUGCCUAUCUGACCUCCUUAACCCAGUUACCUAGGCAACACGAUGCCCCUUUUUUAGACUGUGGUCAGCCUUUCAAGCUUCUGACUACUUGUCAGUUGUCGGAACUCAGAAAAAGUAUACCUGCUGGAUGCGGAAGUCGGAGCACCGGGUGUUGUAGACAGUUGUAGUGCACACUUCACGGAAGUCUUUGGCGACAAUGGGCAGGGCCGGAUCUAGGGGCCCAGGGGCCCCGAGGCAACAAGGGACUGGGGGCCCCUUUGGUUCAAGUUAGUGCUGUAGUGCUGUAGUUCAAGUGGUAGGCCCCUGGGGCCCCCUGGUCAUAGUGGGCCCCUAGGUACUGGCCUAAAGUGCCUUAUGGAUAAUACGGCACUGACAAUGGGCCGAGUUGAUUGAUCAAGAGAAUAAGCUAAAUAAGUUUAUAAAACCCAGUUAUAGUUUAUAGUCAAAAGGUAGGUUUAAAAUCUUGAUGUUUAUCAGAAAUAUCGAGACCAACAAAACAAACAUACGUAUAAAUGCGUUCUCUUAGUUUCAGAGAUUUUAAGCCAUGAAAUAUGUUUUUUUUUUAAACGACUCCCACUGUUUUUUUUACAAUUGAUUUUGAGUACUGUACUAUUAAAAGCGUGGUAAAAUGUUUGAGAAUUUUAUUGAAAUAUUUUCUAAUACAUCUUUUCACAAUUUCUGAACUCACAAAAACUGUCACCGACAACUGUCAAUGUCAAAAUUGCGAAAUAAAAAUAAACAGCCCGCCAAAUACUCAAUACUUUAUUUAAGAGCUUCUAUUAUAAAAAGAAAAAAUAAUAAAUUUACACAAAUAUGGCAGACGAUGAGCAUUACGACGACGUAGACAUAUCAGACAUAAUCGACGAUACAGACCACUACCUUGAGGCGGACCACCAGUUAACAGAAAUUACGGAAACUGACUCAGAUAUUUUGAACACUAUCACUGAUUCUGAGGUGUUGAAUUCUGAAGAGCCGGCCGUUGACGAGAAGAAGCCGCAGCCGCAGAGUAAGAGCGAGGUGGUGCGCUCCACGCGGCUGCCAAUAGCAAGGAUCAAGAAUAUCAUGAAGAUGGAUCCUGACGUGAGCGUCGUGUCUGGAGAUGCCGUUUUCUUGGUUACCAAAGCAACGGAAUUAUUCUUAGAAACAAUAGCAAAGGAAACCUACGCCUACACAUCAAGUAAUAAAAGAAAAAUAAUAGCUAAGAAAGACUUGGAUCUGAUCAUCAACAAAGUUGACUGUUUGUGCUUCUUAGAAGGGGCUAUGGAUUUUUAAUAUGUUAUUUUAAUGUAAAUAGUAAAGUAAGCAUGUGGAUAUAAAUUUUGUUAAAUCACUUCUUAAUUAAAU